Bombus impatiens (common eastern bumble bee) is the source of this 1715-nucleotide messenger RNA. It is a transcript of the gene lic, whose product is annotated as dual specificity mitogen-activated protein kinase kinase 3. Gene Ontology annotation, biological process: stress-activated MAPK cascade; protein phosphorylation. Gene Ontology annotation, molecular function: MAP kinase kinase activity; ATP binding. NCBI's taxonomy places the organism in Eukaryota, Metazoa, Arthropoda, Insecta, Hymenoptera, Apidae. The transcript has 7 exons. The record is from RefSeq and is a predicted model, not a curated record. The coding region runs from base 323 to 1324 and encodes 333 amino acids.
UGGAAUAAAAUAUCACAAUCCUCUUUCUUUAAAAUUUUCUAAUAUAUCUAGAGUACGAUAAUUCAGUUUAGAGUUUAAAUUAAGUUGAAAGUGAAUUGGCUUUUGUGAGCAAUUUCAAGCGACUAUUUGAGUUUACUGAAAACUUCAUAUAUGGGCAACGGAGAUUUAGAAUUUUGUCAAUAUUAUCUUACAAUAUCAUCAUGUUAUUAAUAAGAAUACACAUCUGUCAUUUAUUAGGAUUCAUCUGAAUAUGUAUUAUGUUCAACUGCAUAUACUGCCACGAUUGCAGACUUAAUAUUAUUUAUUAGUUGUCUAUUGAAUUAUGGCUGUACGUCGAGGAAACAGAAACUUGAAAUUGCAGGUCUCUGAAGAGACACCUGUGCCUGUCACUCCGCCAAGAAAUUUGGAUAAAAGAACAACAAUAACCAUAGGUGAUAAAACAUUUGUAGUAGAGGCAGAUGAUUUAGAAACAAUCUGUAUCCUUGGACGAGGAGCAUAUGGUAUUGUGGAUAAAGUACGACACAAACAAAGUGGCACUAUUAUGGCAGUUAAGAGAAUAACUGCAACAGUUAAUACACAGGAACAAAAGCGUUUACUUAUGGACUUAGAUAUUUCCAUGCGUAGUUCAGCAUGUCAAUAUACAGUACAAUUUUAUGGAGCAUUGUUUAGGGAAGGAGAUGUUUGGAUAUGUAUGGAAGUUAUGGAUAUGAGUUUGGACAAAUUUUAUACGAAAGUGUAUAAGCAUGGUCGUGCCAUUCCUGAAGAUAUUUUAGGGAAAAUUGCUUUUGCAGUAGUAAGCGCAUUACAUUAUCUGUAUUCACAGUUACGGGUGAUCCACAGAGAUGUGAAACCUAGUAAUAUUUUAAUUAAUCGAAAAGGAGAGGUCAAGAUCUGCGACUUUGGUAUAUCUGGUUAUCUUGUGGAUUCUGUUGCUAAGACUAUUGAUGCCGGUUGUAAACCAUAUAUGGCUCCAGAAAGGAUAGACCCGUCGGGUAACCCUUCACAAUAUGACAUCAGAUCUGAUGUUUGGUCGUUAGGUAUAUCUCUUGUUGAACUAGCGACAGGAAAAUUUCCCUAUGAAUCUUGGGGAACACCUUUUGAACAAUUAAAACAAGUUGUAAAGGAUGAAGCACCAAAGCUGCCAGCUGAUAAAUUUUCGGCCAAUUUUGAAGAAUUUAUCAAUAAAUGUUUAAUGAAAGAUUAUACUGCCCGUCCAAAUUAUAAUCAAUUACUGAAACUUGAUUUUAUCACAGAGCAUGCCAAAAAGGACAUAAAUGUUGCUGAAUUUGUUGGAGAAAUUUUAGACCUACCUGAAGUUGAGUAAUCAGCAUAGUAUAUAAAUAUUUUUGACAUGGUGUGUUACAUGAUCUUUAAUGUAACUUCGUAUUAUGUAUCGAAGUUAUAUAAUCAGUUCUCUAUAUCUUCAUCAGCCAUAUUAUUCACUCAUACAUACGCACGCUACAAGUAAAUUAAAGUAUAGUGUAAAACAUAAUAUGUGUAACUUUUGUCUAAAAAUCUAUGUCUUCAGACAGUUCACUUUCUUGUUUGUUCAAUAUGUAACCAAUGUAUAAUUUUGCAUUAAUAAUUUCUUCAGGAUUAGUAACUAUUCUUUAAACAGAGAGCAAACCCAUGUAAAUAAUAUACAAAUAUUUUCUCACAUAUAAUAAUAGAUUGUUAUUGUAGCAAUGUAGUAAAUAAAAUCUAAAUUAUAAAUA